AUGGACAAUCCACGGACCAUAACUGAUUUGCCGUUCGAGGUCCUCGAUCUGAUAUUCACAGAACUUUUGUAUUUGAGAUAUAAAGUGGACCUGGCUUUAACUCAUGAAAAGCUGGGGAAAGCUUUUGCUUUUCACAGUCGCAAUGAGUUCCGCACACUUAAGCCGAGUACUGCGUUAACUGGGGAAUCGUGGGCCUUUAUCGUAAAAGAAUGCGGCACUUCAAUUGAAGAAUUAUUCUACGAUGUACGGGGCAUUUACUGGAAUGAUCUUAUAGCCCAGACGGUUGUGAAGCACUGUCCCAAUCUAAAAUCGGUAUCAACUCGCUUAUACAGGGGCCAGGAUAUCAGCUUCCAGUCUUUUUUAAAACAGAUGAAAAAUUCUUUGAUUUCGGUUACAGUUAAACAAGAAAACAGUUUCCCUUUAGAAAUCUUGAAAGUGGUGGGUGAAAUGACCCAACUAAAACAUUUAUCAUUGAAAAUAUUUGCUGACGAAAAUGUUAACCAGAUACAUAAUUGUGUCGGACUAGAGACGUUGGAGCUCGAGCAUCAUUAUUAUAUGAGGAAACAUUCAGUCAACCUUCUAAGGAUUUGUGCUCCCCUUAAGAAUCUCCGUGACUUAAGUGUGACUAAUAUAAAAAUACCUCCACUGGAAGAUUCAAAUUCAAAUAUAUGGGUCAGCAUGGAAACCCUGGCAUUGAUUCUAUGCGAAUUCUCCGAACUUCCUGAUUGUCCACAACUCAAAUGGUUGAGGAUUUAUAACCCAAUUUGUCACAUAGAAAAUUACGGGCUGAAAUUCAUUCUCAAAAACGGAAGAAAUCUAAAAACAUUGCACGAGGAUUGCAAUCCACCAAUCGGUCCCGACGGUUUCCUUCAAGUUCUCCGAAGCUGUCCAAAAUUGCGAGGAUUUUAUACUCCAAUGGAAUAUAUAAAACUCUAUUCGGGCUAUGUGUCUGCUAUUUUGGAGAUUCUUAAGGAAAAUGGAGUGACGCGGGAGGAUCCAUUAGAACUGGUUAUAUGUAGGCGCAUCAAGUGGAAAUGGUUCCGGAGAUUGCUUCUUAGGGCCCCUAAUGCUGAGCUAAUCGACCUGUAUGAGAGUGCUGACUAAAAACCUUUGAGAUUUAAAUCUAAAAACAAAUAAAGCAACAAAAUUAUUAGUUUUAA
This is a messenger RNA of Drosophila eugracilis, 1160 nucleotides long. RefSeq lists its product as uncharacterized. NCBI's taxonomy places the organism in Eukaryota, Metazoa, Arthropoda, Insecta, Diptera, Drosophilidae. Bases 1 to 1104 code for a protein of 367 amino acids. The transcript has 3 exons. The record is from RefSeq and is a predicted model, not a curated record.